ACAACCCGCCCUACAAAAAAAAGUGGUACAUCGUUCCACCUAAAAUCCCCAAAUUGUCAAAACCCUAGAAAUUCAUAUGGUGAGCUCGUAAUCAAAAUCAAAAUCAAGAUGUCAGACAACGUGCCUUUCGAGAUUCAAGAGGAAAUCAUCAAACAUCUUCCGGUGAAAUCACUGAUCCGAUUCCGAUCAGUCUCCAAAUCAUGGAAAUCUCUCAUCGAUAGCUCCGAUUUCAUCACUCAUUACAGCUCCCAACAGCAACAUCUACUUGUGUAUAUCCGUCGGUAUGGUUCUGAGGCAAAAUACGUUUCAAUCGUUGAUGAUAAUACUUUCCCUGAACAGAGAGUCUCUGUGACUCUUCCUCCGUUGGUUAAGAUGCUUGAAAGUUAUAGGAAAAUAGGCAGUUCUCAUGGCUUGUUGUGUUUGUAUAACGACGGAAAACUUGUUAUUUGGAAUCCUUCGAUUAGAAAAGCUGUUGCUGUUGUUGUGCCUAAUGUGGUAGAUGCUAAGAUGUUUAACACCAAGCUCGGGUUUGGGGUUUGUCGCGAGACGAGUGAGCCGAAGGUUGUCAAGAUUAGAUCUAUUAAAAGGUUUGCGGAUCUGGAAAUUGUAACUAGCAUCCCUUGGCAAGUUGAGGUUUUUACGCUAAGUACCGGGGAGUGGAGAAGUCUGAAUAGCAAUCUCCCUCGUAACUCGAUUGUUUUUAGCAGUAGAAUUGAAGCAGGUGGGGUUUGUGUAGAUGGGGUUUUUUAUUGGCUUGCUACUGAUAGGAGUACUGUAGAUGAAACUCGAGCUUAUAAUAUGAUUAUUUCAUUUGAUAUGACAAGUGAAGAAUUUGGAGAAGUAAACCUCCCGGAUAGUUUUGUAUACCACGGGCCUAUGUGGGAUUUGUACAUAUAUAAUCUAAGGGAGUCUCUUGUUUUGGUUGAAUGCAGUGGCGAGGUCGAUGAUCCAGUUUACAAUGUUUGGAUGAUGGUGGACGGUGUACCAAAAUCAUUUACAAAAUUAUACACUAUUCACGCAUCAGAUGCAACAAUAUUUUGCGUACAUGAAUUUAGGAACAGUGGUGAACUUGUAAUGGAAGUUGACGAUGAAUGGGACGGACUAUCCCUUGUUGUUUACGAACCUAACGUAAGGCAAACACGUAAUUUGGGGAUGUCGCUUUGGACUAAUGAUGUAGAUAAAAUUUAUGUGCAUUCCUGUAUGGAAACGCUACUUCUGCUUGAUCAACCAUCAUCUACGGUUUUUGACAAAGGUAAACGCUACAUUGAAAGUUUCAAGAGGAGCACUAAAAACAAAAGGCUUUUGAAGGAUACAAGAAAGAUGAAGUCUUUAAACAUUCCACAUUUACAGAACCUGUUAUAAAUGAUGGGCCAAUUCAGAAAGGGUAUAUGGUCCAAAUAUUAAGGUUGGUGAACUGGUGUUGAUAGCAACAACUUUAAACUUGGUCAUUUGGGGAACUUACAACUUCCAGGCUUCAUUAUGAGAUAAUUAUAUAUACGAUUAUUAUGUCAUGUUUUUUUUUUUUGGAUAGUUGUGUCACAUACUUUGUUUUUUAACUUUGUGUAAUUAUGUCUAAUGUUUGGAAUCGGAAAUGUUGUUUUUGUUCUCAAAUUAAUAUAUGUUUGUUUAUGCUCGAUUGUAUUGGUUCACGUUCA
This is a messenger RNA of Helianthus annuus (common sunflower), 1655 nucleotides long. Its product is annotated as putative F-box protein At1g47730. The record is from RefSeq and is a predicted model, not a curated record. Gene Ontology annotation, molecular function: protein binding. The transcript is spliced from 3 exons. Lineage: Eukaryota; Viridiplantae; Streptophyta; Magnoliopsida; Asterales; Asteraceae. Bases 109 to 1362 code for a protein of 417 amino acids.